Ceraceosorus bombacis is the source of this 1399-nucleotide messenger RNA. The record is from the annotation of a GenBank genome assembly. NCBI's taxonomy places the organism in Eukaryota, Fungi, Basidiomycota, Exobasidiomycetes, Ceraceosorales, Ceraceosoraceae.
AUGCUGCGAAGACAAACUCUAGAUUUGUGUGAGAGGUCGCUGACAUCGGGUCUGGCAGCUCGAAGGGCUUUCCGCGCCUCCUGCACCCGGGACCAGAGUUCGACUUCCAGCUCUACACCUGGCGAGCACAAUCCUUCAACCUCCCCAUCUUCAAACGGAUCAUCGUCUGCUUUCCCAGAUUCUAGGGCUUCUGCUGGUGGGGAAGGAACGACGCAUUUUGGCUACCAGGAUGUGCCAUUGUCUUCCAAAGUGGAUUUGGUUAGGGGAGUCUUUAGCAGCGUAGCAUCUUCUUACGAUGUCAUGAACGAUGCCAUGUCAGUCGGCGUGCACAGGCUGUGGAAGGAUCACUUCGUGGCAGAUCUGAACCCUCGAGGCGGAAUCAAGUGCCUGGACGUCGCUGGCGGCACGGGAGAUAUCGGGUUGAGGUUAUUGGACCAUGCUAGAGAGAAACACUCGGACAGACAAACACAAGUUACCCUGCUCGAUAUCAAUCCCAGCAUGCUCCGAGCAGGGCAAAGGAGGCUAGCGAAGACAAUGUACUGGAACACCGAUCAGCUGCGCUUUGCUCUUGGGAACGCGGAGGAUCUCCGACUUCACCUCGACAGUCCGCCACCCAAAUCUCCUUUGUCCGCUUUCGCUGCAUCCCCUAACAAGCCCAAGUUACCGCCACUGGAGCACCUGCAGAUCGAGGACGAGAGCGUGGAUCUGUACACGAUUGCAUUCGGCAUCAGGAACUGCACGCAUAUCGACAAGGUACUGAAGGAGGCCCACAGGGUCUUGAAGCCCGGAGGCGUGUUCGCCUGUUUGGAGUUCGGAAAGGUUAAUGUGCCGGGUCUAAGCGAGUGAGUAGUGAAGCACGUGGCGUGUAUGCACCCAAGUCUGCAAAGCUGACAUUUGCACUCCUCGACUUCUUGCAUUAGCCUGUAUCGCGCCUACUCUCACGCCGUCUUGCCGUCGCUCGGUGCAGUCUUGGCCUCUGAUCGCGCGUCCUACCAGUACUUGGUGGAGUCCAUCGAGCGCUUUCCGACCCAGCCCGAUUUCGCUCGCAUGGUAGCACAAGCAGGCUUCCACCUUCCUGGAAGCCCUCAAGCGGAAAGGUGGGGACUCCCUGCCUAUCCCGAGCAGAGGAGCUGGGAUGGAGACGAGAGCGUCAACGGCGCUUGGGAGGACCUCAGCUUUGGUAUUGCUACGAUAUGGAAAGGUGAGUCGCACGACGACAGCAGCGCCGCCCUCCGCGUCUGGAGCUCCACUGAAUUAUUCUCGUGUUAUUCUCGUGGCUGGGUUGCACGCUUGGGACUGUGAAAAAUCGUCAGGGUAAGUGAACAGCGUUGGACCACAUGGCCAAUGGAUACGUGCUGACUGGGUAGCCCCACCGACCAUCGUCAGGAUGAAGCUGUGA